Tremella mesenterica DSM 1558 is the source of this 894-nucleotide messenger RNA. RefSeq lists its product as uncharacterized. Bases 1 to 894 code for a protein of 297 amino acids. Lineage: Eukaryota; Fungi; Basidiomycota; Tremellomycetes; Tremellales; Tremellaceae. The record is from RefSeq and is a predicted model, not a curated record. The transcript is spliced from 2 exons.
AUGGCUCCUAAAGUCACAAAGACGAAACCGACUGCAAAACCGAAGGUAGCCGCUCAAUCAAAAGGUACCUCCAAGGACACCGCUGCUGAGCUCAGCGAAGCAGAAGAUUAUCAUUCUCAUACGGCAGCUGUUCAUCCUCCCGAUAAUGUCGUACUCACACCUGCACAUGCAUUCUUUCGUAAGCAUAUCCAACCCACCCAUCCUGUAUGGAAGUCAGAAGAGACUAUCCGCGAACAAGUGAAGAUAAUGGGCGGUCCUUUACAGCCGUGGUGGCAUUGUCAGGCUUCUGCUUUGCCCAACGAAGCAACAAAAUCAGGGUUUGUGGAGGUGUUUGGCGAAGAAGCGCGAGCUGCAGGAGUGAAGAGCAUGGGGAACAGAAGCCCCUCGUGCUUCAAAGAUGGAAAGAAGAGUCCCUGUCAUAAGGACAGGGAACUGGCAGCCUUCUACUACAAACAUCCCAAUGUCUGUUGCAAGAACGUAGGGAACGGGCUUAUCGCCACCAUUGUUGACCGCUGGGAAGAUGGAAAGUUUCUCAGCUGCUCUGUGUGCUAUGCAGAUACGCAUCUCACGAACUGCACAGUCAGAGGGAAGAAGCUACCCAAUCAACAGAGUCGGGUGGACAGCAAGAGCGAGAAUCUCAACCAGGAGACAAGCACGAAAGAUGUGGUGGACAGUGGACAAACAUCGGCCCUGACUCCAUUACCUCAGGAGAAGCAAAUCAAGGGGAAAGAGGUUGCGAACAAAACUCCCGCUGGCACCACUCCAGCCUCAGAACAAGCCAGUGGAUCAAAGCCUCCAAGAUCUACUCCAACUUGGAAGACCCGGCUAGAAGCUGAGAAGAGAAGAACACCUCAAGAUAAUACUCCGUGGCCCCUGUGUCACGAGACCAACUAA